UGUAACUGCAGCAUGGAGAGGGCGUCUAUGUUGGUAUCAUGAGAAUGUCGCUCGGUAGAGAUAAAAAACGUCUAAAUAAACAUUACUUUACCACUUGCCCGGUAAGUCCACAUUAUCGAACACACUCACUUUUACGACAUCGAGACUUUGUGCCGCGUGCCAUCGCAAAGCGCGAAGUAUUCGUUUUCAGUUGAAAAUCUAGAAACCAUGGCGACAACUUGGGUAUCGGUUAGCACCAGUGGACCUUUCCCGCCUCACAUGGUCCCCGGGGGCCAGGAUAGUGAUGGUUCACAGAUCUUCGUCGGCCGUGCGCAUCACGCCGGUGAUCUCCUCCCGGCCAAGGUCCUACCAGAUAAAUGUGCUGCGUACGUCGCGUACGGUGGCGAGGAAACGCUUGUCCAGCAAGUCGAGGUGCUAGUACAGAAGCAGCUGGUUUGGGACAUGGCCGGACACGGCCAGGUACCGAUGGGUGCCAUCGUUGGCGGGAACACGGUCGACGGAGAACCGCUGUACAUUGGGCGCGCUUUCCACGAGGGCUCGCAAACGGUCGGUAAGGUGCAGGCCUCGCACAAUUGCGUCUACAUUCCGUAUGGAGGUGCGGAAGUGCCCGUUUCAAACUACGAAGUUCUGUGUGAACGGUAAAAUGGAACAUUGUUAACGUCGUUGCUAAAGGAUCUAACGCUUCCAGAGCUCUCCGUGACGGAUAUUACUCGGAACGAUAAUUUUCUGACACAUCAACAUCUAAAUACUAUCAAGCGUAACGGCA
Messenger RNA from Anopheles nili, 766 nucleotides. RefSeq lists its product as uncharacterized. The coding region runs from base 208 to 642 and encodes 144 amino acids. The record is from RefSeq and is a predicted model, not a curated record. NCBI's taxonomy places the organism in Eukaryota, Metazoa, Arthropoda, Insecta, Diptera, Culicidae. The transcript is spliced from 2 exons.